CAAAGCCACUGGGACAUCACGGCAUUCCAGUGAUGGAGGAGACUCCACACUUGUCCUCCGGUCGCGGCAAUUUGCUGGCACCGCUGAAUCUGCCCCCUGCCGUGCCUAAGGUGAAAGCCCCGCAAGGGCGACUGGAUGUCGAAGACGAUCGGUUGGUGUAUGUCUUGCCGAGAAUGGUCGCGCCGUGGAAGUUUCGCGACGAGGCUAUGUUGGAAGAAGUCAUCUGUGCAGAGUACGAGCGAAUGGCGGCGUUCAUCGAAGCAUAUCAGGCGCGCGAAGAAGCCGCAGCGCGGAUUAUGCGCUCACCAGGUCGACAAAAGAGAUAUCCCCCCGGGAGCCCAACUUUUCGGCAGGUCAUGCUGCCAUCCCUCACUGACGCUUCGCCCCUCGACACCCAACAUCACGUGCAACCUCGGGAGCGCGUGAUGCCUCGAUUCAUCCGGGGAACUAUCGAACAGAAACAAGCGUUCUGGGACGUCAUCGAUGCCUACCGCCGCCACCGCGCUGCGAAGGUCGCCGCAGACAGAGAGCGAGGGGUAUGUCCAUACGACUUCAAUCAAGCCGCCGCGGGACGACCAGAGCUCCUGGAGCAGCGUCACGUCGAAUGGGUCCGCCGGCGCGCGGUGCUGCACGACGUAUGUGACGAGAACCGACGGCUACGCCAGGAUGAAGCCGAGCUCCACAUCCUCGAGUCGACGACAGCAUUUCGGAUCGAGAGACGCCAUCGGGAGCAAGCACACGCCGCUCAUCGUGAACAACUGCGACGGGUGCUUCCCAUGGUGCUGGCGGUUGCGGCGGCGCAGUGGCUUCGACAAACCAUGUGGCUCCAGUGGCAAAACCACCGCCGACAUGUGUAUGUUCGAAAGUGCGCGAUGCGGUGGCGCCACCAAACGCAAGCCCACGUCGCGUGCUGUCGCCAUGCCGCGCGGUUACGGCACUGGCUCCACGAAAGCGUUCGCCUCAAGACGAUUGCACACCGAGUGUUUUACGCACUGCGCGUGUACCUCCGCCGCGUGACCCUCGUCCAGUCGCUAUGGCGGCAAAAAAUGGCCAUCCGCCAAGUCCAACUCAAGCGGCUCGAGGUGCAGUGGAGGUCUUUUGUAAACACGCCAGACGUGAACUACGACCCCUCCAAGCGCCUGCGAAAGGGGCUGCCACUCAAGUUUCCAUACCCCGAGAUCGACCCUGCGAUUCGCCACCAGGUGUUGUUGGAGGCGUGGCUCGAGUACGAAAGGCAGUGUCGCGCGCGCUUCCGAGCCCAAGAGGCAGACCUGCUGCCCCACCUAAUACAAUCCCUGCAAGGCUUGCACCCCGACAAGUCGAGGGCCGAGGUUCGCGCGAUCGCGGCCCGGCACUUCAUCCUUGGUUCCGUCCUCUCGACGCUUCAGUUGAUCCCGGGGGCACUCGCUCCCCCGAUCCCCACCGCCCCUCCAUCGCGUGGGGAAAAUGCGUUUGCCAUACUGCCGCUCUUGACGAAAGCUUACCAAGUACAACACCCCAACUGCGCUCAUGCGCCGCCACCAACGGAACCUGCUGUACUUGCUGCGAUUGCCGCGCCGAAAGACCACGACCCAAGGAAGAAAACGUUCGGAGUGGGACAGUCGAGUCGCAGUCGCACGAAGAAGUGAGCGCAACGUUAACAGAAUCAAAGCCACCAAUGUGCACAUGAGGGUGCGAAGACAAUCCUCGUAGAAAUAUGAAUAGUAGGUGGGUUGUGGCUACGUGGAGCUGGAAGGGACAGCACCGAGCUGCUCGACGGUUUGGAUGUCGCUCUCGCCUUCGUGGGACGUCGUGAUUUCCUCCACGGCGCCGAUCACGACGUUUUGGUAGCUCUCGAACGGGUCGACUUUCUCACUCAAGUAUGCUUCCAGGAUGUGCAGGAGGAAGAACCCGACGACGUUGGACCAGGCCGCACCCACGUCUGGCGACGCGUACUCGCCAAGCCAGUACAUCAUGACCUCGAUCAACGUGCUUGUGUACUGGGAAAAGUGGUGCGGGCGGAGGGACGUGAACGACCGGUGCCGGUGGCCGAGAAAGUGGCACCGGUUGACCACACGCCGCUGGUCGUCGCUACUGCUCUUGAGCAUGAACGUAAUGGCUUUGAUGAUGACUUCGCUUCGCUUGGCAAUGUCGGGAAAGACGUCUUCGAGGGUAAAGUCGCGCUGAAACAGGCGAAAGAAGAACUCGUCGUAAAACAACACGAUGCCCGACUUGCCGUACUGCCGCAUGCGGUCCGUGUUGGCAGUCACAAUCAGCUUCCAUGUCUUGGUGCAGUCGGUCAAGUACGCCUCGUUCAGGAUCGGUCGUAUCGGCAAGUUGGGAGGCAGGUAGUGCUGGACACAGUCGGAGGCGGCCAGCCCAUACGUGAACUCCCGGUACAGCACCUCCUCGACCACGAUCUUCUUCUCCUUGGACGAUUUCCCGCCCAUGUUGCGUUGCUUCUGGUGCGUGUGAACGUGUC
Messenger RNA from Aphanomyces invadans, 2461 nucleotides. RefSeq lists its product as hypothetical. Lineage: Eukaryota; Oomycota; Saprolegniomycetes; Saprolegniales; Verrucalvaceae. The record is from RefSeq and is a predicted model, not a curated record. The coding region runs from base 33 to 1628 and encodes 531 amino acids. The transcript has 4 exons.